Acanthaster planci (crown-of-thorns starfish) is the source of this 4274-nucleotide messenger RNA. Its product is annotated as digestive cysteine proteinase 2-like. NCBI's taxonomy places the organism in Eukaryota, Metazoa, Echinodermata, Asteroidea, Valvatida, Acanthasteridae. The record is from RefSeq and is a predicted model, not a curated record. Gene Ontology annotation, biological process: proteolysis. Gene Ontology annotation, molecular function: cysteine-type peptidase activity.
AGACCGUACCUGUGUGUAGAGAUCAGUGUCCUCCCCCUUCGGUAGCUUCGCGUGACCUGGCUCGUGCUGAACUAGAACUCUGCGUUAGUCUUCUCGUCAAAAUGUUGUAUCAAAUCCUCUUUGUGUUCUUGGCUGCUGCAGUUUUGUUUGACAGCAAUGAUGCAGCUGCUCCCAAACCACCUACCUUUGGCAGCCGGUACCAUGCCAAGGGCUUUGUGCAACUGCCUUAUGCUGAGCUCAAUGAGCCCUUUGAAAUCUACUUUGAUGGACAGAAGAGUAUGGGCAGGAUAGAUUUUUACGGAGGCAUGGACCAGGCAUUCUACGAUGGUGCCAAGAAGCCCUACGGCGUUGCUUAUGAGGUCUACCCGACGGUAAAAAGUAAGACCAGCACCACACCAGAGACAACAUGCCUGACAAUGACAGGGAAAAAGGGGAGCUUGAUCAUGCCACAGAGCAUGCUGCCUAACCUCAAUGGCUUCAAGCCCAAUGGUCAGAAGCUUAUCAACGGGCAGAUGACGGAUGUCUGGAUGAUGAUCACCAAUCCCAAGACUGCUAAGGUCAACACAUAUAUGCUGUAUGUGUCACGGGGUGCAAAGGUCAGACCGGUCCGCUAUGAGAUGAUGGGGUAUGACACUCUACUGGGCUCGCACUACGACAAAUAUGUCAUUGACUAUUCCAUGUUUGAUGACACCACCGCCUUCCAAGCUUCUGUGUUUACACCCCCUAAAGUAUGCAAUGUGACCUUGCCAAGCGGCAUCGAGAAUCACAUCCGAGUCAACCCGUACCAGGAACUGUUCAACCCGGAGUUGGGCGACCGCUACCAACACAUGUUCAAGGAGUACAAGGUCAAACAUGGCAAGGUGUACGCUGACGAGGAACAUGAGAAGAGAAAAGUCCAAUUCAUGCACAAUGUCAGGCUUAUCCAUGGCAACAAUCGUCAGGGCCUGGGCUUCAGCCUCGCUGUCAACCAUCUGGCUGACCUAUUUGAUGACGAGCUUCGCAUGAUGCGCGGCCGCCGCCCCUCAAACAGGGAUGAUAUAGGCGGGGCACCCUUCUCUACGGAAGAUUUCAAGAUCAAGACUCCCCCACCGUCCCUUGACUGGCGACUUAAUGGGUCAGUGUCACAAGUCAAGGACCAGGCUAUCUGUGGCUCAUGCUGGAGCUUUGGGGCAGCCGAAGUUAUAGAGGGUGCUUACUUUAAGAAGAACGGGAAGAUGGUGAGAUUCUCACAGCAGAAUCUGAUGGACUGCUCCUGGGGCUUCGGUAACAUGGGCUGCAAUGGAGGGGAGGAAUUCCAAGCUUACGAGUGGGUUCUGGCCAAUAAAGGAUUGAUGACCGAGGAGGCCUAUGGACCGUACUUGGGCCAGGAUGGAAAAUGCCACUUCGAUGCGUCCAAAGCCGGAGUGAAGCUAUCAAAUUAUACCAAAGUGCAGUCUGGUAACAAGACAGCUCUUACACUGGCCCUGGCCAAUGUGGGUCCCAUAGCCGUGGGCAUAGAUGCCCAUCUGAAGACGUUCUCUUUCUAUGCCUCUGGUGUUUACUACGACAAAGCAUGCGGUAACAAGCCGGGAGACCUGGACCACGCCGUGUUGGCUGUGGGCUACGGCACUAUGAUAGUGGACAAGAAAUCUACCCCUUACUGGAUCAUCAAAAACUCCUGGUCCACCUACUGGGGGAACAACGGCUACGUCCUCAUGAGCCAACAGGACAACAACUGUGGUGUGGCUACGGCUGCGACUUACGUCAUACUGUAGGAGUGCCGCAAGGCUGUGUAGUCAUCAGCAUGAAACACCGUGCUGUAAGCCAAUCCGAUAAUUAUUUCAUCGAGACCCAUACAAAUCUAAUCCUUUGAGUAUUCUAUACAUCCAGCUUAACUGUGUGUUCCGCUUUACACAAGCUUUUUCAACCUUUUUUUUAAACUGAAUUUGCACAUGAAGAUCACAGUUGGUGAUGUAAUGACAAGACAUCACCAAAAGACAGUAACAAGUUAUCCAGUCUUCAAUCAAGUGACAAGCCAUUGAAAUGAACUGUGACAAAGGCUAUCCGAUUGGCACAAUUCAUCCCUUGUUACUUAGAUACUUGCAACUGGCCAACUUUUGAUUUGCUAGUUUAGAGCUCAUUUGCCUUUCUGGAUGGAAGUGGAACACACCUGGGAUUGCCAGUACAAAUCUGGUACCAAAGCGUGCCUAAUGCACCAUCAACAUCCUCUUAAGAAGUUUCAAUACAGUGAUGUCUAUUUCAAGAGGCUUUUGGGUAACUGCUAAUUGAAAAAAAUGCUCAUAUAUCAAAUGUAACCUGAUGCCUGCUGUAUGGAGUAUACAUAAGGUGUUUAAGGACAGUAACAUAACUUGAUCAUGUCAUUCUUAAACUGCACAAUGUAGGCUGCUGUUCAUUAUUCAGUGACCUAAAAGUUAGCACAAAAUUUCCAUUUUCCCCCCAAAAUUCUGUGACAUCAAAUUAAUAAUUCUGCCAGCAAAUGUGAAAAAUCAGCACUUGUAUCUGUAAAUGUUGUAACUUCUAUGCAAUCAAGUUGAUGUGAAAUUCAAGUUUAAACUACCUUGGAACUGGACAAGGACCACCAAGAAAUAUUUUACAUACUUAUUGAUCACUUGAUAAUGGAAUUUUUAUUUUCAAACUAGAAAUUGCCACUGCUUUAAAAGUUAUGCAUUGCACUGAUAGCUCAACUGCAUAAUCUAUUUUUAUAAAAUCUACUUAGAUAGGACCACUGAAAUGAAUAUGGAUUCACAAAGCUACUUAGAGAAACUACUUAAACAAUUUUAACUGACAAUUUUUUGUUCCUUUUAUUUGUUUCAUUUGUUAAGAGUUUUCCUUCCAGCAAAUAACUGUGCAAAUGAAGCAGUAGAGGUGAAAUUUUGUCCAACUGCAGGUAGGGAAUUUCAUGGCAUAGAAUAAGCCGGGAUGAUUUCUCAAUACUCAGUGAUGUAUUGAAGUAGGUUGUUCUUGAACACUCACAAUACCCAUGGAGUUACCUGGUUUUGAGUUUGUUUGUUGCUUUUUCAACUGCUUAUUCUGAAAGUAGCUGUUUUGAAGAGAAAGCAUGUUUUGUUUCGUGGCAGUGUCUAGUCAUGUCUGAAUACUCAUGUUCACUGGUUCAAAUAUGACCUCGGCUAAUCGUCAGUGGUGCCUGUAUCUGCUAGCUCCCAUUAAGCUCUUGUAGUCAGGAACAUUUGGAAGUUAGAAAAAGGACUCAGCUACACCUCUGGCCUAGGUUAUUCCUCUAAUGCAAUUAAUUGGUAAGUGCACAUUCUAUACUGUGGUUUUACGUAUUCAGUUUGACAUUGGUCACACAUGUACAACAAAAACACACCUAAGUACUUACUCCUUGUGAGAGACUACACAUUACACAGAUAUCAUGGGGACCAAAAUGUUACGGGGACAAAUGUUUGCCCCUGCAACUCAAUCUUGAUUUUUUUGAGAAAAGAAAAUGUCCCCUCAAUGUGGUGAAGGCCAACCCAAGCAAACAUACUUGAUCCGUAGUUGCGACACCUACUUGUACUCAAACAAGACAUUGUUCCCUCAACAUGAUACCCAACACGAUAUGUGGCAAAGGGAACCCCCCCCUUAAUGCCAUGCACAAACUACAUAACCCAAGGCUAUUGUGCCUCAUGCACCUCCCCCCCCCCAAAUCUGAAAGGAAUUCCAAAGAUUCAGUCAACGUGAAAGAAGCCACUAUAGAGUGGGGUCCCCCUUUGCCACAUGUGGUGCAUCCUAUGUCAACAUGAUACCCACCAGGGGGCACAAUUGAACACUAAUAAUGCAUGUGAGCUAAGGGAGUGUCCUCACUCAACAUUCAACCAUCCUGAGUGCUCUAUCCAAUAAAGAAUGAAGGGUCCUUUUUCUUAAUCCUUGAAUAUUUUGUUCCCCAAGGCUUUGAUUAUCCAAACUCAGAUUAAAACCAAAUUCAGUACUAUUAGUAUCUGCAUAUUUGUAAUUUGCUCAAAGUAAUCUGUUGGACUUUCUUAUCAGUUUCAACUGACUUGCACCCAUGGCUGAACAUUAGUUCAAGGAAUGUCUUUCUUUUGUGUGUUAAUUUUACAUUUGACAAAACUUUGAAUGGCAUAAAAUGCAAGGAAGCCAUUGUUUACAGAGAUAUCAAUAACUUACUUAGAUUGGCUUUUUAAAUGAAGUGAGAAUUAUAACACCAAGUUUAUGAGUCAUGUUCAUUAACUGUAAAGUACGAUGCACUUCUGAAAUGUUGCAAACCUGUCUUGGAAAUAGAUAAUUAAAUGAACUGAAAAUUUCUCACACUUUGA